CCCCCCUUUAGCCGGCUACUUCUUCCUCGACCGGCCCCGCACACUACUUUCGCUUCUUUCCUUCCCUCUAUUUUGAAGUCACUUACUCAGUCACCCAUCAUGGCAGACAGCGAGACCUCCGCAGCGGAAAAGUUCGAAGAAAAGAAGCAAGCAACCUCAGCGCUCAAGUCCUUCUCCUCUGGCGGCUUCGGCGGUGUAUCAGCCGUCCUCGUCGGCCACCCCUUUGACCUCACAAAGACGCGACUUCAGACUGCAGCACCAGGCGUCUACACUGGUGGACUCGAUGUGGUCAAGAAGACGCUAGCAAAAGAUGGCAUCAGGGGCAUGUACAGAGGAAUGGGCCCUCCCCUCGUUGGUGUGACGCCCAUCUUCGCCCUCUCCUUCUGGUCCUACGAUACGGGCAAGAAGAUCGUCUACGCUGCUACGCCUGACCGCAAGGACCCCAAGCUGAGCUACGGCGAGCUUGCAUUUGCCGGCUUUUUUUCUGCUGUCCCCACAACCCUCGUCGCUGGUCCCGCAGAGCGAGUAAAGGUGCUCCUCCAGCUGCAGGGCCAGGGUGGCUCUGGACCGCAAUACAGCGGACCGGUCGACGUGGUCAAGCAGCUCUACAAGGAAGGCGGCAUCAAGUCCAUCUGGCGUGGAUCGCUCGCCACUCUCGCUCGUGAUGGACCUGGCUCAGCGGCCUACUUUGUUUCGUACGAGUCCAUCAAGCGUCUCUUGACCAAGCCGGGCGAGGACCCUCAGCAGCUCAACCUGCUCAAUGUUCUCCUGGCCGGUGGUACCGCGGGUAUGGCGAUGUGGUCGAUUGCUAUCCCACCUGAUGUCAUCAAGUCCCGUCUCCAAGGAGCGCCGGCGGGAACGUACAAGGGAUUCUUGGACUGCACAAGGCAGAUCAUUGCAAAGGAUGGCAUGGCGGGGCUCUUCAGAGGUUUCGCUCCUGCCAUGGCACGAGCCUUCCCUGCCAACGCAGCGACAUUCUUGGGCGUCGAGGUCAGCUUGAGCCUGAUGAACAAGGCCUUCCCCAACUGGUAGAUGCGCGGCGACCAGGAGAGACGAGGAGAGAGAGGCGGAUUCAUCGCGAGCGGGCGACUGCGCGAAUCUGUCUUGUCCAAGGCGCAGUAGCGGU
Molecule: messenger RNA, 1126 nt
Organism: Jaminaea rosea
Lineage: Eukaryota; Fungi; Basidiomycota; Exobasidiomycetes; Microstromatales
Product: mitochondrial carrier
Exons: 2
Coding region: 100-1032 (310 amino acids)
Biological process (GO): carnitine transmembrane transport; mitochondrial transport
Cellular component (GO): mitochondrial envelope
Molecular function (GO): O-acyl-L-carnitine transmembrane transporter activity
Source: RefSeq, a predicted model, not a curated record